AUGGCUAUUAAGCGUAAAGAUUUUCAAAAGACAUCAUCAACUAUACUUGAAUUUUUACUUAAAUUACCUGAUGAAGAAACAAGUUCACGUUUACGUGAUACACUAUUACAUGCUCUUCAUUUUUUACAACAAUAUUAUUUAAUAUUACAAAAACGUGAUAAAGAACAAAAACCAUUACAAUGGACAAUUGAACGUGGUUUAAGUCCAUUAACACCAUUUCGUGAAUUACCCGAUAAAUUUCAAUGGCCAUGGAUUGAUGUUGAAUCAAAUAAAGUUAAACAAAUAAUACCAAAACAUUCAUUAAAUAAUUUUGUUAAUUUAUCACCAAUUAUUGUUGCUGUACGUGAAGGUGAUUUACGAUAUGUUAAAGAAUUAUUAAAUUCUGAACCUGAAUUAAUUGAUUGUGUUGAUUCAUUUGGACGAGAUUUAUUAACUUAUGCUGUACAAUAUCAACAAAUAAAUAUUUUAAAUUAUUUAUUAGAUGAAUAUAAAUUAUCAAUUAAUAUAAAUAUUCAAGCUAAUGAUGGUUCAACAUGUUUACAUCGUGCUUGUUAUACAGAUAAUGAACAACAUUCAAAUAUUGAAAUAGUAAAAAUUUUAUUAGAAAAUAAUGCUGAUGUUACUAAACAAGAUGUUCAUUUACGUUCACCAUUACAUUGGGCAGUUUUAGGAGAAAAUAUUGAUUGUUUAAAAUUAUUAAUUGAAUAUAAUGCUAAUAUACAUAUUAAAGAUAUUGAUGGUAUGACACCAGCUAUGUGGGCAUGUCAUCUUGAUCGUUAUGAACAUUUUAAAGAAUUAUCUCGUUAUAUGAAUGAUGUCAUAGAAAAAGAUAAUGAUGGUCGAACAUGGAUUCAUCAUAGUGCAAGAAAAACAGAACCAUUAGAAUGUUUAAAAUAUUUAUUAUCAUCUGAAUCAAUUUUAUUACGUGAUAAUGAUGGACGAACAUGUUUACAUGUUGCUGCUGAACAAGGUUCUGUUCAUGCUUGUCGUCUUAUAUUUCAAAUGAGUGAACAAACAAAUAAUCAAUCUUACAUACAUGAUGGUGAUAAAUGUCGUCAAACUCCACUUCAUUUAGCAACAAAACAUGGUCAUGCUCGUGUAUUAAAAGAAUUAUUAGAUCAUGGUGCUGAUCCACAUCUUAAAGAUAUUCAUGGUAUUUCUGCCUUAGAUUAUGCUCAAAAUCGUGGUCUUUAUUUUUGUCGAAGUGUUUUUGAAGUUUAUUUACGUGAAAAUUCAAAUAAUAAUAUUAAUAGUCGACCAUCAACUAAUUUUAGUUUUAAUAAUAAUAGUACAUUAAAAAUGAAUAGUUAUGAUGUAACACCUACACCACCAGUUAAUGGUCAUGCAACAUAUAUUCGUCGUAAUGGUUAUCGUCCUUUAAAUAAAUCAUUACCAAUAGGAAAUGAUCUAUUACCUAGUGUAUCAAUUGAACAAUAUUCACGUAAAAAAAAUUAUCCAAAUUCAUCAUCAAUUCGAUCUGAUAAUGAAAAAGAUUCAAAUCAACCAUCAUCAUCAUCAACCAAUAUUUCAAUUAAUGGACCACCUAUUAAACCACGGAAAAGUUCAACAAUAUCACAUACUAAAAAUAAUAAUUUAUCAAAAUUUCGACAAAAUCAUAAUCAUAUUAUUAUAAAUUCAACUCAUUCUGAAGAUGAUGAUAAUGAUGAUCGAAGUGAUGCAAAUAGUCUUGCAGGUCAUGGUAGUGAUGGUGAUUUUGAUGAUGAUGAUCAAUUAUUAGAAUAUGAUAGAUCAAAUUCUCGUCUUUUAUCACGUUAUAAUGAUAAACGAUUUCAACAACAAACAAAUUCUAAACAAUUAAAUAAAAAUUUAAUGUAUGAUGAUUAUCAUUUUCUUGAUGAACAACAACAACAACAACAACAACAACAAUUAACAUCUAAAAAUAAAUCAAAACAACAAAUUCGUACAAUAAUUAAUAAAGAUUUAUCUCAAUCAACCUCAAAUCGACUUAAAUCAGGUUCAAAAUCAAGCUCAACUGAAUCUAUACCAGCACUUGAUUUAACAGUUGCUGGUCAAAAAUUAUUUCGAACAAAACAAAAACAACAACAACCUGAAAUAUAUUUUACGAAUUAUUUACCUACAUCAAAUGUUAUGCGACCCCCAAGUGGUCGUUUAAAACCAAUUAAUAGUGCUAAAUCAACAACAUCAUCAUCUUAUACAGAUGAAUUAUCUUUAAUAUCAAACAAAACAUUAGAAGAUGUUACGAAUAAUGUUAAACAAUUAUCAUCAACUAAAACACAUCUUUAUAAAAAAAAACUUAUACCUUUAGUUAAUGCAAAUGAUGCAAUCGUCAAAAAAUAUUCAUAUCGUUCAUCUACUGAUCAACAACAACAACAUAUUGUUGAAGAUAUAUCUUCAGACAGGUCAGAAGAAACAAGUGCUACUGGGAGUACUAAUGGAGCACGUCGAGAUAUAAAACCGUCCAAUCUUAUUAUGAAUGGUACUAUGCAUAGUAAUGAUCCAUCCACUGGCUAUUAUACUGGUAAUAAUCCAAUGCAAACAUCUUCUAAUGAACAAUAUCCAUCUACAUUUACACCAAAUGUUCAUCUUCAUCAAUUAUUUUUAUCUACGAAACAUAAUAAUGUUAAUUCCGGACAAACAUUUAGACCAGUACCAAUAAAAUUAAAUAAUUUUAAUCAACAUAAUAAUAUACAACAACAACAAACACCAAAUAAUUUAAAUGUAUAUAAUUUUGAAAAUGGUGGAUUAUCUUCAACAGCAUAUUAUGAUCGUAUUCAUGCUCAAGUUCGAUCAAAUAUUCCUAUUUAUCAAUAUCAAAAUUCUACAUCAACAACUAAUUCAACUAGUCAUUAUCAAUAUAAUAAUUCAUUAUCAUCAAUUCCAUCUAGACAACCAACACCUGCCAUACCAAAUGAUCAAACAGAUUCAACAUUUUCAGUUAUAUCAGCACCUAAAACAAAUGGACAAUCAACUGUAUUUCAACCUUCAAUAUCUACUCCAGCAACAUUUUCUCCAAUACCAUCAAUUGAUUUUUCAACAUCUAAUCAAAUAACAAGUGAUGAUGAUCCGUCACUUGAUUAUUUAAAUUAUUCAAUGGAUUCACUUAUCCAACGAUUAGUACCAACUGAUACUUAUAUUCCGAAGCAAUCAUUUAUUUAUCCAAUGCUCUUGUGUUCACGAAUGAAUAUUCGACCAAGUUUAUUAUUUAAUCAAUUAGCACGUUUAACAAUAAAAUCAAUAACAAAUUUAACAUUCGAUCAAAGUGUUCGAACAAUGAAUAAUUUUCUUUAUGUUCUAUCACAAUGGACACGAACAUUUCCAUAUGAUUUUCGUAAUAGUGAAAUGAUGUCACAACUUGAAGAUCUUUUUAAAAAAAUAACUUCUUUUGAAUCAAGUCUUCAAUCAGAUGUACAACAUAUUUAUAAAAAACUUCGUUCAAAACUUAAAGCAUUAGAUAGUUAUGAAGAAUAUAUUCGACAAUUAAAUAAAAAAACUACGUCUAAUCUAAAUCAAUCAGCAUUAGUUACGGACAUUAUGAAUGAAUGUUCAACAUCAAUAUUAUUCGCUCAACAAUUAACUCAUAUAGAACUGGAUAGAUUAAAACCAGUUGGUGCUGAAGAAUUAAUACAAUAUUUUAUAAUGAAAUUAGCAUCCGAAGAAGCUCGAGCACAUCCAAAUAGAAAUUAUUCAAUUGAAUCAUCAACAUCAAAUAUUGAAUAUUCAAAUAAUCAAACACAAGCUUUAGUACAUGAUAAAAAAUUAACAUUUUGUCUUGAAGCUUAUAUACAAUGGUUUAAUAGAUUAACAUUUUUUAUUACAACAGAAAUUGUUAAACAUACACAAAGACGUUCACGUGUACGAUUAAUUAAUUAUUUUAUUGAUGCUGCUUAUGAAUGUUUUCGUAUACAAAAUUUUAAUUCUAUGAUUGGAAUACUUGGUGGUUUAAAUAUGCAACCAAUAAGACGAUUAAAAAGAACUUGGGAAAAAAUUCAAUUAGAAAAAUUUCAACAACUUGAACAGUAUAUGGAUGUAUCAAAAAAUUUUGCUACAUAUCGUCUUAUACUUAAAGUAGCUAUGGAAGAAGCUGAAAAACAUGGAUGGAAAACAGAUAAAAUUGUUAUACCAUUUACUAGUAUUAUUUUACAAGAUGUUUAUUAUAUAAAAACACAUAGUAAAGAUUAUACAACAGCUGGUGGAAUUAAUUUAAAAAAAUAUUAUUCAAUGGCAAAAUUUAUUUCUGAAGAAUUUGUACAAUGUAAACAGAGUAAAUGUUCAUUUGAACGAAACGAUGUCAUUAUUAAUUAUAUUAUUACAUCUCCAACAUUCAAUGAAGAUUCUCUAAUGCUCGCAUCAUUCGAAUGUGAACCACCAGCAACUGCUAGUGAAAAAGAAAAAUAUAGAGCAUUACAAAGAUCUUUGAAUACAUUAUAA
Molecule: messenger RNA, 4410 nt
Organism: Rotaria sordida
Lineage: Eukaryota; Metazoa; Rotifera; Eurotatoria; Philodinida; Philodinidae
Source: the annotation of a GenBank genome assembly